ACCUUCCCCCCCCUCCACCCCUCCCCCCCAAACACCCACACGCGGAGCUCCGGACGGUCCACUAGGCUCCUGGGGGCCGCACCGCACCGCUCUUCCCCUUCGUUGCCCGUGGCUCCCCAUCACUGCCCCCCCACCCCAUCACCCUAGGCAGCAGGACAAGGGGCCGCGGUGCUCUGGGAGUGUCGUGUUGCUCUAUCUGCGUGACUGAAUGCCUCCGACGGAGAUAGAAUGCUUCCCAGACGAUCAGGUGUUGGGUUUCCCGCUCGACCUAUUUUCCUGCUCGGGCCAUGUCGGGGUAACGCGAGACCGGCCACUUCUGCUCUUAACGCCUCUUUUCUUUCCUCUUCGUUUCUUUGUGCCUCAUUCCACUUUGUUGUCGGGGAGCCGGUGUUUUUCUGGAAGAAUAAACGGAAUCGGGCCAUGCCGUCGCAGUGGCACGCCAAGGUGGCAUUAAGAAGCAUUGAUGCCCUUUGUCACGGUUGGGAGUUGUGGCUGUGUGGGUGUCUCGUCUUGUUUAUAUUCAGUGGUAAUUGUCCACGUGGCAUUCUCUGCGCCGCAGCCUCUCCGAGAGGCCAUGGGUGAGAGCGUCUCGCCCGGCGGCUCGGGGCCUGCGGACGACGAGGAGGCCGGCCACGGGGCUUUAACAACGCGGCCCGGAGCGGCGCGCUCCGGAGACGCCGGCCCCGACGCGGACGCGGAGGAACCCGCCCGGGAACGGGAUGGCGCCGCGGCCCCGCAACCGCCGUGCCGCUCCUGCCGCCGUCGUGUCGGCCGCGGCACGACGGGCUCGGCGAUCGCCGCCGUGCGCUGCCGCACGUGCGGCGUGGCCUGCUGCGCCGAGUGCAAGGCCCGGCUCGGCUCGGCUCCGGCCUCCGCCGUGCCCAACGGACACCCGCCGGGCGCGGCUUCCAAGGGCGUGGCGACGACGACGCCGACGGCUCCGCCGCCGCGCGACUGCGAGGCGUGCGGCAGGCGGGGGGAGCCGGCCAACGGGGCCGCCGGCGCGGGGCUCUUUGCCGCGGGCUGCGCGCACGGCCACCACCCGCUGUACCGGCAGCAGCAGCACUUGUACUUGCAGCAGCAGCAUCACCUGCAUCGACAGCAGCAGCAGCAGCGCGCGCAGUGCGCGUGCGUGCGCGCGGGCGCCGGUCGCCCCCCCUGCUGCUGCUGCUGCUGCUGCCGCCUCCGCUGCUGCGUCUGCGCGCGUCACGUCCCGGGCGCGGGGCUGUGCCUCCAGCAGCCGGGGCGAUGUCAUCACCUCGUAGAGCUCAGGUCCAAGAAGCCGUUUGAAUUCCCAAAGAGCUACUCGGAGCUCAUCGCCGACUGGCCGAUCGUGGUGCUGGCCAUGUGCACGCUGCUCAUCGUGGUCUGCGCCCUCGUCGGAGUUCUGGUCCCUGAGCUGCCCGACUUCUCUGACCCGCUGCUGGGUUUUGAGCCGCGCGGCACGGAGAUCAGCCAGCGCCUGGUGACGUGGAACAACAUGCUGAAGAACACGGGCUACAUGGCGACACUCGCCAACUACCCCUUCAAGUACGCCGAGCAGGUGGCCAGGAGCCAGGGUCAGCUGGACAAACCCUGGAAUGACGAUUACGGACGCGACCGGAGGGCGGCCGAGUGGGACUUCCACACCGACGCCUUCUUCUGCGACCCGCCCGGGGACGGCUACUCGCGCGUCGUGUUCGCCGCAGCGGACGGGGGAAGCCUGUGGAACAUCACCACCAUCCGCUCCAUGUGCAGCCUCUACGACGCGCGGGUGAGCUCCCACCGCACAUUCCCGGAGCUGUGCCAGCGCACCACCACCGCCGUGUGCUGCCCGAGCUGGUCCCUCGGCAACUACGUGGCGCUGCUGGGCAACCGCUCGUCGUGCCGAGAAGUGACGGAGCGCGACCUGGCGCACGCCCUGCGCCUGCUGCAGGCCUGCGCGCCGCUCUACCGCAACGGCAGCCUGGGCCCCGACUGCUGGGACGCCGGCGCCGGGCGCCGCGACCGCGCAAAGUGCCAGGCCGUGCCGCGCCGCUGCGCGCGCCACAACGCCGUCUACCAGAUCCUGCACUACCUGGUGGACAAGGACUUCCUGGCGACGGGCGGCGGGGAGGGCGCGGCGCGCCUGCGCUACAGCGUGCUGUUCGUGCCCACGGAGAAGGGCGACGGCAUGAUGCGUCUGUACCGCGACAACCUCGAGCGCUGGAACCGCACCGACGGGGUCACCAGCGUGGUGGGCAUCGAGUUUGGCAUCAAGCACUCGCUCUUCCAGGACUACCUGCUCACGGACACGGUGUACCCGGCGGUGGCCAUGGUCAUCGUCCUGCUGCUCAUGUGCGUGUACACGGGCUCCGCGUUCGUCACGCUCAUGACCAUGUUCGCUAUCGUGAGCUCGCUCAUCGUGGCGUACUUCGUGUACCGCGUCGUGCUGCGCUUCGAGUUCUUCCCCUUCAUGAACCUCACGGCGCUCGUGGUGUUGGUGGGCGUCGGCGCCGACGACGCCUUCGUGCUGUGCGACGUGUGGCGCCACGCCAAGGCCGACCGCCGCGCCGCCAAGGGCCCCGGCGCCGACGACGCGGGGCUCACGGAGACGGUGCGCGCCACCCUGCGCCACGCGGCGCUCUCCAUGUUCGUGACGAGCUUCACCACGGCGGCCGCGUUCUACGCCAACUACGUGAGCAGCAUCACGGCCGUGCGCUGCUUUGGCGUCUACGCCGGCACCGCCGUCCUCGCAAACUACGGCCUCAUGGUGAGCUGGCUCCCGGCCGUCGUGGUGCUGCACGAGCGCUACCUGGCCGACGUGUUCCGCCCGCGUGGGGGCCGCCCCGGCGGCGCGGGGGAGGGGCGGUCUCUGCCGCGCCGCCUCUGGGCGGCGGUGGAGCGCUCGCGGCGCGCGGCCUCGGCAGCGUCGCGCGCCUUCUUCGAGCGGCUCCUGCCGCGCAUCGUCGUGCGCCUGCGGCACGCGUGGCUCUGCGGCUUCGUGGCGUUGGCGGCCGGCGGCGCCUACGCGGUGUUCGCGUGGCCCGGCAUGCGGCUGCCGUCGCUGGAGCUGGCCGAGUUCCGCGUAUUUGCGCCGUCGCACCCGUUCGAGCGCUACGACGCCGAGCACCGCGCGCUCUUCGCGUUCGAGCGUGCCGGCCGGCCCGGCUCGGGCGGCGGGGACGACCUGGCGCUGCCCGUGACGCUCAUCUGGGGCGUCGUGCCUGAGGACAACGGGGACCCCCUCAACCCGGCCGACCGCGGGAAGCUGGUGCUGGACCCCGGCUUCGACGUGGCGAGCGCAGAGUCGCAGCUCUGGCUCCUCGACUUCUGCCGACGCCUGCGCAACCACAGCCUCUACCUGCACCGCGAGCGCGAGGCCGACUUCUCCGGAUGCUUCAUCGAGACCUUCAAGCAGUGGAUGGAGUCGGAGGACUGCGACGACGCCGUCGACGACCAGCACCGUCACCGCCAGCAGCAGCGGCGGCGAGACGGCGGCGGCGGCGGCGGAGCCGCGACCUCGCGGGGCGGCGGGGACGCGGGGGGGCGUGGCGGGCCCCUCGGCCUGAGCCUGGGCGGCGUGGGCCUCGCCCCGUGCUGCUCGUCGUCCGCGUUCCCCUACGAGCGCGACGUCUUCGAGUUCUGCAUCAAGCGCGCCGUCCUGGAGCUGGAGCGGCGCUUCCGCGUCACCCUGGACGGGCGCACGCCGGGACCGCGCUUCGACGCCAACGACUCCCUGCGUGCCGUGCUGGUGGAGUUUCAGAGUUCGUACCGCUUCACGCUGGCGCACGAGCGCAUGGCGCGCUUCCGCCGCGAGGUGGACGCGUGGCUGCGCGCCGAGCUGCUGACGGCGCCGCCGGGCCUGCGCCGCGGCUGGUUCGUGAGCUCGCUCGAGUUCUACGACCUGCAGGCCAGCCUGUGGGCCGGCUCCCUGCUGUCGCUGGGCCUCGCCGUGGGCCUGGCGUUCGGCGUCAUGCUGUUGACGACGCGCAGCCUCGCCGUGAGCGUUUACGCCCUGCUCGCCAUCGCCGGCUCCAUCGCCGUCACCACCGGCUCGCUGGCGCUGCUCGGCUGGGAGCUCAACGUCUUGGAGAGCGUCACCGUGUCGGUGGCCGUGGGCCUGGCCGUCGACUUCGCGGUGCACUACGGCGUGGCGUACCGCCUGGCCCCGGGGCCCGGGCGGCGGGCCCGCGUCAGCUUCUCGCUCGGCCGCAUGGGCCCCGCCGUGGCCAUGGCGGCGCUCACCACCUUCCUGGCCGGCGCCAUGAUGAUGCCGUCAACGGUGCUUGCGUACACGCAGCUCGGUACCUUCCUCAUGCUCGUCAUGGCCGUCAGCUGGGCCUACGCCACCUUCUUCUUCCAGAGCCUCUGCUGCUGCCUCGGGCCCCGCGGGGAGAAUCCCACGGCGCCCGACUCGUGCUGCGGCGUGGCGCGGCCGUGCGCGGGCACCCCGGGCCAGAAGAAGACGACCACGGAGGAGGAGGAGGAGUCCAAGACGACGCUCGGCAAGCGGGUUCACUACGGCAAUGGUGGGCCACGCACGGGCGCCGAGGAGUACCGGUUGCAGGCGCUGACGAGCGAGCACGGCGCCGACGAGAACGCGUGCGACGCCUCCGCUCCCGAGCGUCUCGACCGCGACCUCGACGCGGCGUCCGUCACGGACGAGGACGGCGUCGAAGAGGACCCCGCCGCUGCCUCCUCCGUAGCCUCCUCCUCGUCACCAAUGAUACCCGAGGAGGAGAACGGGGUGGAGGCCGCCGGUCCCCACGACGCCGAGGGCUCUCCCCUCCGCGUCGGGCCACAACGGCGGCUCCCACGGAGCGGCCGGCUCAACGGCGGGGUGGAUUUCAUCGCGCGCGCGGUGCCGGCGGAGAGCCUGCUGGAGGCCCUGGAGGGCGUGGGCUCCGUGGCCGAGAGGGGGAGCCUCAACGGAAUGCGGCCGGCGCUGCGUCUGGCGCUGAGGGGCGGCGCGGGAACGCGGGACGGCGCCGGCGCCGGCGCGUGCCAGGCGACGCGGUCCCUGGACCCCAUCGUGCUGCCCAACAGCGAGCCCGGCGUGCCGGACGUGUGGCUCAAGCGCGCGGAUGCCUCGCCCGACAGCUGCUCCGUGUGACCUCGCACCGCCGCCACACCGGCAAAAACACAUCUCCACAAAUUGUAGGUUUUUUUUGUACGAUUCAAAUUCGUAAAAGCUUACGUGAAGCCCAGCUCGUACAAGGAACUGGCAAAACUCUUUAAUUUUUGUGGGACCUUUUGGUUACAUUCCUACAGACGUUCAUUUUUAUAUAUAAAUAUAUAUUACAGUACUUUAAUGUUGGUUUAUUUUUUAAAACAAAUAUUUAUUUCUGCACAAUUGUUCAGCCUCUUCCCUGCGUUUAAUUUAUUUUCCUGACCAAUACGCAAUGAAGUAAGAUUUAACGAGUAAAUGAAUAAAUAAAAGUUGAGAACAUGAAGAAGAUUAGGAAAUGCUGCUUUCCAUAACCCACUUAGCAAUCUGUUACGUUUAUACAACGCAAAUUAUUUAAAACGAGACGCGUUUCUUCCAGAUUAAUGUUGUGCGCUCACCCCAUCUGUCACGUUCUACGGAAUGACAUUCCAGUCGAAUUAUUGCCCAGUCUGUUUUGCCUGCAUAACAACCAAGGUGCUUACGGGUCGGCCUCUAACUUCGCGAGCCCCCACCCAUUAACUGCAGUACACCUGGACAUAUUUGUAAUCCAGGUUUGAAGGACCAAUCCAAAUCCCACACUUUGUACUCACGGAAUAAAAAAAGAAAUACAAGACGAAACGAAGAUACCUGUAACACACUCUGCCGACGCUGUUGUGUCGUGCGCGCCGUGAGAUGCUGCCCUCUUCAGGUUAUUUAUUAAUGGCGGGACUGUGUUGGCUGCGAGCGUGGGCGACGAUUGGGGAAGAGCGGCGGUGUUGUCCUCUCCUCGAUGCCUGCAUUCAAAUCGUGCCGUUGUUGUGGCAGGUGACCUCAUUCUCUGCUGCAGACUGAUGUGUGUUGUUGUUAGUUGUGUCGUGCGAUUCUCUGUUUGGAAUGACAGUUGGUGCCUGUGCAGGAGGAUGGCAACAUCUUUGUUUAGCUGCUCACCAAUUACGGGCUUCGAUUUAUAAACACUUUAUAAAAAUGCAACUUUUAAAAUAUCGAUUUUUUUUUUACAUUGAGUGCUGCUCCCGGUUCCGUUUGUGGCUUUGAAUCUUGGAAUCUUGGUUCCCUGCCGCAAACGUCUGAUUUGUACGCACGCGUUUCCAAGCCCUUCACAACAAUGGUUUCAGCUCCAGGACUUCCAGACCAAAUGUAGUCCGUCCAUCAAUGUCGGCUUCAAUUCGCCCAUGUUGACAAGUAAAUGACACUGCUGAUCAGCAGACCGGGAUGAACUAAGGCACUCGUAAGCAUGAAAUACAAUUGUCAAUAAAUCACCUGCACCAAGUCUCCAGAAGAGGUCCUCAAUCUCGACGUGCUGUAUCGCCAUCGAUAAACAGCGUUGCGUUGGAAUGGCCCCAAGAACGACGGCUGUAGUGGCAACGAGACAAGAAACGUAGUUUCGGAGGCAGAACGCCACGUAGUCUCGCUGUGUCGGCAGCCGUGGGGUUCCUCUGAAUAUCGGCCAAUGAUUGCAAGGCGUACAGCUUGUGGAGACGGUGAUGUCCCCUUUGUUCGUGUCGGUAUCAUCCGUCCAAGGUGUAGCGAUUUGUGGAAUAUACAGAAUGUUGUUUCCCAGUGGUGUUGAUUUAACGAGACAACUCAUGCGUGUGCCGCAGAGAGGCAAGAGGCGUCCAGUUGGACCCAAGCAUUUCUUGGCGGUGCACGAGGCCAAAUUAUUACUUCCACUGCCACUGAAGCAAAGUAUAGUGACAAUAAAAAUGCCGGCAAAUAAUCGGUGUCCUUUAUUCACUGCGAUAUUCGUGUUGCCCGGUCAGACUUUCCUUCUCAAAUUCAGGCGGCAUUGGUGACCUGGCUCGAGCCCCCGCCUGGCACGAGACGUGGGCGGUGGUGAAAGCGCCCAGCGGACAGCGCCGUCUCUCAAAGCACGUGUCCUUGCAUGCAGGCGAUUGGUGCCACUCGAUCGAUGAUUUUCUGAGCAGCCUCAAGGGCACGCCGUGACCAGGGCACUCGGUUUGAGACCCCCCCCCCCUCCCCCGGGGCUGUGCGUGCACCCACUUCAUUCCGCGAUGCCGAGUGUAGCUGGUUUAUCUGUCUGUAGUACACAUCCGUGCAAUAGUGUGAAUAAAGAACAUAUAAAUAUAUUGAAUGAUUAAAUUAAGCCAGUAUUAUAUGUGAACGUUUGUGAAAAUUCUGAUUGUGAACUAGUUUUUUUUCUUGUAAAAGUGCUACAUGUCUAAAUGUGUUUUUUAUUUAUAUACAUGAAAAGCUGACAAAUACAUGCAGUUCUGA
This is a messenger RNA of Lethenteron reissneri (Far Eastern brook lamprey), 7360 nucleotides long. Its product is annotated as protein dispatched homolog 1-like. Gene Ontology annotation, molecular function: peptide transmembrane transporter activity. The record is from RefSeq and is a predicted model, not a curated record. Gene Ontology annotation, biological process: smoothened signaling pathway. Gene Ontology annotation, cellular component: membrane. NCBI's taxonomy places the organism in Eukaryota, Metazoa, Chordata, Hyperoartia, Petromyzontiformes, Petromyzontidae.